AUGAGAAGAAAGAUACCAAAUUUCAAACAAGAAUAUGUAGGCCACUACAUGGAUGAUCCAAACUAUUCUCCAAUGAAAGCACCUAAAUGCGUGUUCGUAUGCAAAAAAGAAGCUUAUAUGAUUGGUGGCGAACUAGUAAUAACCAGACGAAAAAUCCGAACAAUAGGGAACUGGUCAGACGCAAUCACGUUGAUGUAUUUAAUAUUUAUGGCAGUUGCUCUAUACAUCGAUUUUGGGAAUAUCCGAACGAGUCUUGGUAAUGGAAUUACCGACAGUGGUGGUGAUGUGCAGGAGCAGGUUCGUAACGGACUCGAGGAAGGAAUCAAACAUCCUAUUGAUAAUUCUGGUCACGCUGAUCGAAAGAUAAUAACACUAUUUCUUGCAUUAGUGUUUCAAGCGAUAAUCUUAGCGUUAAGGGCUGUUUUGUCGUUAUUGGCUCAGUGUGGCGCACAUACAUUUUCUAAAGAGUUGGACGCCACGAACGAACCUAUUGUGUGGAUUGUGUGA
Molecule: messenger RNA, 507 nt
Organism: Ambispora leptoticha
Lineage: Eukaryota; Fungi; Glomeromycota; Glomeromycetes; Archaeosporales; Ambisporaceae
Source: the annotation of a GenBank genome assembly